Messenger RNA from Drosophila subpulchrella, 5951 nucleotides. Its product is annotated as ral GTPase-activating protein subunit beta. The transcript has 17 exons. Gene Ontology annotation, molecular function: GTPase activator activity. The record is from RefSeq and is a predicted model, not a curated record. The coding region runs from base 390 to 5765 and encodes 1791 amino acids. NCBI's taxonomy places the organism in Eukaryota, Metazoa, Arthropoda, Insecta, Diptera, Drosophilidae. Gene Ontology annotation, biological process: regulation of small GTPase mediated signal transduction; activation of GTPase activity.
GUCUCCCUCGCACGCUUUUCGCUGUGCUGUGAAUUUCUUCUUUUUUUUGUGUGUGCUAAACAAAUUGUUCAAACGUAUUGCAGAAAUAAGGGCCUUAAUGGCGGUGUAAUCGAAUCACAGUAGUAAACAAAAGUGGGCGGGCAGUGCAACAUAAACAUAAACAUUGGGGAUACCAUAUUUGCAACAUGAGAGCGACCAAUCGCAAUCGCAGAGGCAACAACAACAUGGCGCACCUGCAACAAAAGUCUUCAUGUUGACGUCAACAAAGUGAAAUCCGAUCGAAAGAAAAGUGAUAAACAAGGGGGAGAGAAGGAGAGAGUGAAGAGCACGGAUAGCUGGGUGAAGAGAAAACGUCUAGGAGGAGGAGGAGGUGACCCCCGGAAGUCAGGAUGUACUCCGAGUGGGCCUCGCUGUCCGCCCAAAUCUCGGCCAACAGCUGCGGCGCCCAGUGCUUCAGCGUCCUCAACAAAUUCCCCGCCUCCGCCGGACGCGAGGUGGUCGUCUCCGUGGUCAAGCAGCUGGGCACCAACCUCGGGAUCACCCAGAACGCAGAGCCCAGCCACCUGGUCAAGGACGAGGAGGUAAAAUGGUGCAUGGACGUGAUUUGCUUUGGACUCUCCCUGCCGCUGCAGGAGCACGAGACGAUCAAGGAUUGCGUGAACGUGUACUGCGAGUGGCUGACCGCCCUGCAUCCGCAGCCCAGGAUCAGUGUGCCCAAGCCGAUCUGCGAGGAUGCCAAUCUCUAUGCCCGCCAGAUCAUCAACCACUUCCACAAUCUGUUUGUGCCGCGUCAGGGCGAAAUCUUGCCAUUUCUAUACCAAACCACGCUUGGUGCCGACACCAUUAAGCGGCAGGCAGUGCUCUGCCAUCGGGUGCUGCGUACCCUCCAGCAGACUGCCCAGAUAUCGCAGCUGAUGGACCGACAGACCUGGGACACGCUGCUCCUCUUCCUGCUGGCCAUCAACGAGAUCCUGCUGGCCCCGCCCACCGUCAAGGAUGACGUGGGCGACCAGCUGUGCGAGCGUGUGCUCUCCGUGCUCUUCGAGGUCUGGCUGCUGGCCUGCGUGCGCAGCUUCCCAUCGCCCUCGAUGUGGAAGACCCUGCAGGAAUCGUGCGCCAUGUGGCGACACCGCGUGGCCCUCGUGGACCAGUGGAACAGGGUAAAUCUGGCCCUGACCGCUCGCCUGCUGGAGUUCAGCUAUGGCCCUGCGUUUCCCCAGCUCAAAAAUGCCGACGAGGAUGGCCAGCUGAUACCCAUUGGCAUGUCCAACGAUUGUGUGGCCCAGACCUGGUACCGCUUCCUGCGGAUGAUUGGCAAUCCCACGGCCCUGUGUUCACCGCACAUCAUCAGCAAAUCAUCGCACUUUGUGCAGUGGGCCCUGACCCACGAAAAGGGCGCCGAGACGCAUCAACAUCCCUGCUUGCAGCAGCUGCCGCAGAUCUUCCUCAAUGCCAUGAAGGGCAUAUCCAGCCAGGUGGACGCGUUCCUGGGCGUUUAUCAGCCGCCGCCGCAGCAAACGGAGGGUGUGGUCACGAAUCUGCUGGAAAUCCGGCACUCGCUCAACGAGGCCACCUCCAGCACCCUGCAGCAGUUCAUCCACUCGAGCAGUGCCACGAAUAUAGCUAAUCACGGCCAGCAGAAUCAGGCGAACCAUCAUCAUCAUCACCUACACUAUCCGCAUUUGCAUUUGCAUGGUGCCGGUAGCUUUCUGCGGGACAACUUCAUGAGCAACUCGGCCAGUUCCGCCCUGAACGCCAUCAUGGGUCACCAUGGCAGCCAUCAUCAGCAUCACCAGCACCAGCAGCAGCAGCAGCCGCAGCUCCAGAUCAGCGCCUCGCCCACCAGCAGCCUGUCGGCGGCAGGAAGCUCCGCCGUGGGUAGCACAAGUGCCGGAGGCAGUCACUCCGCCGGAGUCGUGGGCAGCAUCUCCUUCGGCACCGCCGAGUCGGCCAGCAUGGGCAUCAACGCCUCUGCCACGCCCACGCCGCCGCUGCAGCGACGCCUGGCCAAGAGCUUCAGCGUGGCCCCGACCAUCACACAGCAGAAGGGCUUGAGCAAGACCUCGCUUAUUGGCCUCACCGGCGGCGGAGCACGCAACGCGAUCAGCAGCAGCAGCGGCACCACCACCUCCAGCACCACCAGCGGUGCCCCCGCCUCCUCGACGGUAGCCAUCGGUGGUUCUGGCGGCGGAGCGGCAAACGCCGCCGGCCCGGGAAUCCCCGGCAGCACGGGUGCGGGCACGGGGGGCGGAUCCGCUCCAACUCCGGCGCCCACAACACCCACGUCCACGUCGGGUCCGCCGUCGGCGAGCAGCAGCAUCAACUCUCUGCCGCUGACUUCGAUGGGAGCGGGCGUCGAGCUGGCCGUGGCCAGGCCCAAGUGCAACAGCAUUCUCCACGUAUUCCACGAGUGGCUCUUCGAGGCGGCGCACAUCGGCGGCGACACUUGGCGGCAGAACCGCAAGAAGCAAGCAUGCGAGGCCAGUAAGCGGCCGUCGUCGAUGAUCAUGGAGCACCGCAAGGGAUCGAUUUCGCUGUCCCAGCCGAACUCCCUGAACGAUCCGCAGUCGCUGCCGCCCACGCUGACCAUCGACAAGUACGAGUCCGGCCGGGCGGAGGCCAUUGGGACGCUGUGCAAGAUCUUCUGCGCCAAGAAGACGGGCGAGGAGAUCCUGCCCGUCUACCUGGCUCGCUUCUACAUGGCCCUGCAGCAGUGCCUGAAGAUUACGGAGUCGCGGGAAUGCGACGAGACGCUGGCCAGCAUACUGCUGCACUCGAGCGAUCUCUUUCGCCUGGACCUGGACGGGAUCAAUGUGCUGCUGCCGGGCUUCAUUGCCGCUUUGGAGAUCGUGCUGCCCGACAAGGACCUCAAGCUGAAGACCCAAUCGAUGGUCUUCAAUCGCACCGAGCUGCGCCGCUCGGCCAUCAACAUUCUGCUGUCCAUCAUGGUGCUGCCACUGCACUACCAGACGCUGCCCAUCCGGGAUCUCACCAGCGAGACAAGCGAAAAAAUGUUCACCUUCAUUCAGCUGAAGUCGCGGCUGAUGAACAUCCUGAUGAAUGCCCUGCAGGUGGAGACGGAUGCCCAAAACACGCACAUGCUCCUGGGCGGCCUGCUGCUCUGCGUCCAGGAUGCCGUCACCUUCGAGGAGACGGAACUGGGCGGCGGCGGCGGCGGUAAUCCCGCCAGUAUCUCGCACAACUCCAGUGGCUUGCAGCACCACGAGGCCAAUCUGCUGAGUUCCGCGUGCUCGGAGCGUUCCGCCUCGCUGGUCAGCGCUGGCACGGCCAGCUUGGGCGGCCAGACGACGGCCACCAUGGGAGCGGGAUCGGGCUCCAUCCGCGACACCGCCUCCGCCCACGACUACCCCAGCCUGACCAUUUCCGAUGACAUGUCAUUCGAGUUCGGCCAGGAGCUGGAGGGGGUGACCACCUAUGACAAUGCCCAUGCCCUGUUUGUGCGCGCCACGUACUUGGUGUGUCAUCGCCUGAUCUCGUCGUGGAAGACGGAUCUGAAUGUUUCGCUGGCCGCCUUGGAGUUGCUAUCCGGUUUGGCCAGGUUGCAUAUCCGGGAAACAGCCAGGAAAUUUACAAAUGACACCUUAGUGAAAAUAUACGAAGCUAGUCAGAAUCUAACGAUAAUCUCCUCAGACGCUCUAGAGUGCAAGCGGGCCGUGAAGUGGAUCUGCGACUACAUCUGCUAUCAGUGCUCCCGUCCGCCGCCGGCGCACAGCAAGGAUCUGCACAGCACCAUUGUGGCGGCCUUCCAGUGCACCGCCGCCUGGCUGAUGCAGCAUCCCUAUCUGCUGCAGGACAAGGAUUGCCUCCAAACGGUGCUCGAGGUGGUGGAGCUGGGCAUUUCGGGUACGAAGAGCCAGAGCAAGGGCACCGAUAUACCCAAAUUCAAGGACGAAAAGGAGCUGAAACCCGCCUCGAUGCGGGUGCGAGAUGCGGCCGAGAAUCUGCUGACCAUAAUUCUGGAGCAAGUGGGCUACUUCCCCAGCGAAUGCGGUCCAGAGUCGAUAUCCUCGCUGCUGGACGAGCUGGCCCUCAUGAAGCACUGCAACUCCAUGGUGCCGGCGGCGGCGGCCAGCAGUGAGCAGGCCAUUGCCAAGUUCAAGUACUUUGUCACCGAGAACUCCACCAUACUGGCGCUGCUCGAGGAGCCGCUGGGUAAUGACCAGGAUCCGCAGCCCACAGUGACCUUACUCAUCCGUGGCCCCUUUGGCCGACAUGCCUGGACCAUGCAGUUGCGCCACCUGCCACGCAGCAAAUCCGGCAUUAAGUACCACGCCGUCAACCCCGGACGACCCAUACCCAUGAACGAUGUGACCCAGCGGCCGGAAUGCGAGCAGAAGAACUUCCCAGACGGCGUGGACAAGGUGCAGCCCUGCGUGGCGGACUACUCCAUACCCACCAUCGAGCAAAUGCGCGAGCAAUACGGCACGGCAAGCAUUCGAGAGCUGGAGUCAAUGCUGGAGAACCAGAGCAUCCAUGAGAAACUGGCCUGGGCGGAGGCGGACACCAGUGCGGACAGUUUGUCGCAUGCCCAGGAAUGUGUGCCGCCGGCGGUGUGCCACGAGUUCCAUGCGGCCCGCCUCUUUCUCUCGCACUUUGGAUUCCUGGGAUUCGAGACGCGCAAUCCUCACAAUCCGGCCGAGGCGCUGGGCAAUCCGCCACAGCGACCGCUCAUCGUGCUGGACACCAAGUCCACGGCCUUUGCCGCCGACCUGGAUCGUCUGGACAAGCUGAGUGCGAGGACCCACGAUACCGUCUAUGUGUUCUACGUGAAGAGUGGUCAAACGAGUGCCCAGCAGAUUAUCGGCAACAUGGCCGAGGAGCAGUCGGCCAACCACGAUCCGCACUUUGCCAGCAUGCUGCAGACACUGGGCUGGCCGGUCCAGGUGUCGGAGCACUCCGGCUGGACGGGCUUUGCCCACAACUCGUGGUCCCUCAAGGGAACGCCGGAGGAGCAGCAGCAGCAGCUGAAGUCCACUGCCAACGAACUACUGAACUACAAUGGCUCGCAGCGGGUGCUCUACUGGGCGGAUGUGUGCUCGGAAAUCGCCUUCGUGGUGCCAACGACAUGGAAUCUGCGCUACAAUAGCGACACUAGCGAUGGCGGGAGCAUCUCGAGCACGGAUCAAAUGAUUGGUCCCAGCAAUGUGUGGGCACGCGGCGAGACAGCCGGCGAAGGGGCGGCUGGGCUGGCCAAAUCGAAGUCAAGGAAUCUCAGCCUGGAGCUCGACACGAGCCGGCGGGACGCCAAGGAGCCAGUGCCGCCAACGCGGCGGAAGGGAAAUGUGACCAAGCCCACACUGUUGGCCCAGGCGCCGGCCAAGAUCUUUCUGGUGUGGCUGGAGAGCUACGAGGACUACCUGAACUUUCCGCUGGAGGAUGUGCUGGCCUACACGCGCACCGGCGAGGAGCUGCACACGCUGCAGCUGCCCCGUGCGGCCGACUGCCACGUGAUCUUCGUGCACUCGCUGCUCUCCGGUCUGCUGAGGGUGAAGCUGCAGGGUCCGCCGGGCAGGAUGAGCUUCGCCACGCCCCUGGUCGAUGGCAUGGUGCUGAGCCGGCGGGUCGUCGGCAAUCUGGUGCGCCAAACGGCACUGAACAUAUCACGUCGCCGGCGUCUGGACAAUGACAAUUACCAACCGCCGCAUGUGCGACGACGACUCAAGGUGCAGGACAUUGUCCAGAAGUACAAAAUGGAUCUGAGCGAGGCCGAGCUGCUGGGCCACCUCUUCCAGCGUGCAAUUUAGCCUACGGCCUUCGAAAGUAUUAUCGUGGUCCCCUGUCUCUGUCUGUAUUAACGUGUGCUUAACUAAAACCCCACAAACUGAUUCGUAAUCGGUGUCCACUGAGUGUUACCCGAGGGAUAAUCGUAUGCUAAUUAUUAUUUUUGCUAAUAAAUCUAAUUAUACUUUGUAAAAGUAUUUGUAAUAUUA